This is a messenger RNA of Tarenaya hassleriana, 892 nucleotides long. RefSeq names its product classical arabinogalactan protein 9. Lineage: Eukaryota; Viridiplantae; Streptophyta; Magnoliopsida; Brassicales; Cleomaceae. Gene Ontology annotation, cellular component: plasma membrane. The record is from RefSeq and is a predicted model, not a curated record. Bases 53 to 634 code for a protein of 193 amino acids. The transcript is spliced from 2 exons.
CCCAUACUUCGUGUCUUGUCAUUCACUGCGCACGUUAGCACAGACAGAAGCCAUGGACAUGAAGCUCGUAUUCACUGUUCUCCUCGUCGUCCUCGUCGCUCGCGUCGGCGGUCAAUCUCCCUCGUCUCCUCCUACCGUCACACCUGCGCCGCCGACUCCAACCACCACUCCGCCGCCUGCCACAGCUCCUCCUCCGGCGAACCAACCACCGCCAGUCUCCACUCCUCCUGCCACCGCUCCUCCUCCCGCUAACCCACCACCUCCGGUUUCCGCUCCUCCUCCGGCGACUCCCCCACCGGUUUCUUCUCCUCCUCCGGCGACUCCUCCACCGGUUUCUUCUCCUCCACCGGCGUCUCCCCCGCCACCAGUAUCAUCUCCCCCACCGGCGACCCCUCCUCCAGCUCCUCUCGCCUCCCCACCUGUUCAGGCCCCGGCUCCGGCGCCGACCAAGAAGCCGGAGACUCCGUCUCCGUCACCGCUUUCUACCCCGCCGGCUCCAUCGGCCGAUGCUCCCGGACCAAGUGCAGAGUCUCAGUCUCCUGGCCCCGCUGUCGGAAACAGUGACCAGAGUGGAGCUGCCAAGAUGGUUUGCAGCUUGGCCCUUGGAUCCAUGCUGCUAUGGUUGAUGAUAUGAGAGCAGAGUUUUGCACAUUCCGAUGUUCGGGUUACUCGAAUUUAUGUCGUCACAUGUUUUCAUACGAUUCUCGAGUUACCGCUAUGUGGAUUUGGAGCCGUUCGCAUGAUUAUUGUUGUUAUUGUUAUUAUUCCGACUGGAUUCUUUUGGAGAGGAACCUCUUUUAUGUGCAGAGAGAGUGAUGUUUUGGUUCCCUUCCCAUGUUUCUCUUCCUCUUUUCUAUUCCAUUAUUUGUUUUAGUUUCUUUAUUGCUUUCUU